This is a messenger RNA of Trichomycterus rosablanca, 2412 nucleotides long. RefSeq names its product F-box protein 31 (gene fbxo31). Gene Ontology annotation, cellular component: SCF ubiquitin ligase complex. Gene Ontology annotation, biological process: SCF-dependent proteasomal ubiquitin-dependent protein catabolic process. The coding region runs from base 90 to 1835 and encodes 581 amino acids. Gene Ontology annotation, molecular function: protein binding. The record is from RefSeq and is a predicted model, not a curated record. Lineage: Eukaryota; Metazoa; Chordata; Actinopteri; Siluriformes; Trichomycteridae. The transcript has 10 exons.
GCGGUAGGGAGAAGACAGUGACUGGGAAAGUGGAAGAACGGCUCGCUCGGACAGCUGAUGUAAUGGUGGCAGUUGGGCGCUGAGGACAGAUGGCGGUGUGUGCUAGGCUCUGUGGAGUGGGGCAGUCGCGCCGGUGCAGGCGGAAGCAGAGACAGGGCCAGCGCGACCGGGAGAGCGACUCUGAGAUGGACAUGGACGAGGAAGAGGAGGAGGAGAAGAUCGUGGGGAAAAGCAAAGCUCUGACUGACAGCAGCUGUCCUAAACGGCCUGGCGCUGAGUGCGAGGGCACCUCGGCCGAUGGAAGCGACAUCGGAAUGUGCUGUCAGGGAGAGGAGGAGGCUGAAGAGGACACGGCCUGGACUGCUACUGCGCCUCCGCGGCCGCAAUCUUUACUCGAUUUACCUCCCGAAUUGCUAAUGGAAAUCUUCUCAUCUCUGCCUGGCACUGCGCUGCCCAAUCUGUCUCUGGUGUGCAAGAAAUUUAAGCAGAUCCUAAGUACAGAGACCAUAUGGAGAAGACGCUGUGCAGAGGAAUUUGGCAUGAAAGAUGACCUAAGGAAGAUGGAGGUGGCAGGGGUGUCAAGCAGGGAGCUUUAUGUGAAACGUGUGAACCCUCGAGUGAAGUCAGGACGCUUUAUGAAGCUCCUGCCGGAUUACGAGCACAUGGACUAUCGGGAUGUGUACGCACACUUGCUCCAUCCGUACAGACACGUUUUGGGUCUGUGGCAGCCUGACAUUGGUCCCUAUGGAGGCCUGCUGAACGUAGUGGUGGAUGGCUUGUUCAUCAUUGGCUGGAUGUACCUGCCACCCCAUGACCCACGUGUGGAGGACCCAAUGAGACGCCGCCCUCUCUUCCGAAUUCACAUGUGGGAGAGUAACAAAGCCAGUGUAGAGUGUAUGUACGGCCACAAGGGGCCCCAUAAAGGAGACAUUCAGACAGUAAAAAAAGAUGAGUUCUCUACCAAAUGCAACCAGACAGAUCACCAUCGAAUGCCUGGGGGAAGACAAGAGGAGUUUCGUACUUGGCUGGAAGAAGAAUGGGGACGGACAUUAGAAGAUAUUUUUCAUGAACACAUGCAGGAGCUGAUUCUUAUGAAGUUUAUCUACACCAGUCAAUAUGAUAAUUGCUUGACAUAUCGGCGGAUCUACCUGCCCCCAUGCCUACCUUCAGACCUGCUGAAGCCUGGCCUUUUUAAAGGCACAUACGGCAGCCACGGCCUAGAGAUCAUCAUGCUGAGCUUCCAUGGCUCUCGGGCCAAAGCCACCAAACUUACAGGUGACCCUAAUGUGCCAGCGGGACAGCUGACUUUAGACAUAGACCUGCGAAGUCCAGUGCAGCUGCCUGACCUGGAGAGCCAGCGGAAAAUCGAGGAGUUGUCUCGGCUAGUGAUGGGGGUGCAUGAAGAACUCCAGAGAGGUGCCCAGGGCACUGACGCUGCUUCAACAGGUGCCUCCGCUGCAGAGGGCUUUGAUGGCGCUCCUGCAUCUGGAGCAGAGGACGAUGACGGCGAGAAAGCAGCUUGUUCUAGCACCAGAGCUGAACCUCAACCAUUCAUCUUGCCUUUAGGGGUCAUGGCCCGCAAUGAGGUGUACCCACGCACAUGCAAGAUUUGUUUCUACGGAACAGGUCUGAUAGCGGGUCAUGGCUUCACAAGUCCAGAGCGCACCCCUGGCCUGUUUGUUCUCUUUGACGAUGACCGCUUCGGGUUCAUCUGGCUUGAACUGAAGUCUUUCAGCCUGUACAGCCGCUUAACUGAUGAGCUGGAGCACGCUCAUGCUCCCAGCAUGGAGCAUUUUGAGGCUAUGCUUUGCAACAUGCAGUCCUGGACAUCCUGAUGAGCAGCCUUCUCAGCCAUACUCUUUUACAUUAUGCACACUUCAGAAGGGUUGGCAGUUCCAGACUUGCAGUACCGUGUCUUCAAGUGCUCUGGCUCGACUCAUAUACUAAUAAUCAAUUAUGAGUACAUGCUGUUGUGUUGAUAAAAGCGUGUAUUGUAGCGCUGUCCCAGGACUGGAACUGCCCAUCCCGCCCUACAUGCCAUAAUAUCUGGAUUAUCUUAUCUGCUCCGUAUGUCCCUAAACAACCUGAGAAACCUCCCAAUAAUCUUAAUGUGCAGAUAAAUCUAACCACACAGGUAUGUUUGCAGCUACAAGUUUAUACAAGUUGCAUUAUGUACUAAGGCUUUCUUGUCAGCUUUUAAUUUAUUUAUUUUUGUAACCUGAAUACAAUGACGACAAGGAAGAUAAUGCAAUUCACCCACAAUGAGCUACGUUUGCCUUUAGUUUUGCCUCUGAGUUUGUCAUUACUAUAUUUAUUUCUUAGUCUUUAGAAAUGUGUAGCUGCCAGUACUCUUGAAGUCAUUUAAUUUAAAUGUGAAUUUAUAAUGGCCUGUCUCCAGGGAUAGAUUUUUGA